GCCAUCCAAACACGGAAACCAUAAAGUAAUUGUAUAGUACUAGGCAAACGUUGCCUGUAAAAGUUAAGUGAAAGCUUGUUUACUCGACUAUCAUAUUCGAAAUUACAUCAUUCCGACCGAUCUCAACUAACUCUCGUUUCACGCCUAACAAUAACUUAAUGGGAAGUGAUACACCCAAGUACCCUAGCGAAUCAAGUGGCUAUCCCGAUCAUAAUUUCAAAGCGUAUUGUGAGAGUAAAUAAUAAUAAUGUACACCGAUCUAACUUAAUAUACCUAUGAACGAAUGUAGACCGAGUCCCUUGACCGCGCUAUAACAGCCAACCCAGGAGCUGCUAUCAUCCUAACCGGGGACUUCAACCAAUUCAAACACCGCCAAUUGUGCAAUUCGUUUUUCUUAAAACAGAUUGUGAAGAAUGCUACUAGAGGAUCAAACAUUCUUGAUAAAAUAUUCACGAACAUUUCGAAAUUUUACGACGUUCCUGAAGUUGUUCCUCCACUCGGAUUCUCAGACCAUAACUCAGUUUUACUAAAUCUACUGAAUCAUCGUAGGAACUCACGGUCCUUCCGAAUGGUUAGAGAUGCGCGUCCCUCCAAUCGGAGGUUAAUCACUGAAGCCCUAUCCAGUGUUAACUGGUCUCCAAUGUAUCAUCUGGGCUCUUGUGACGAACAGUUCCAAUAUUUCUUUUCCCUUGUCGAUGGUAUUGUUGAUAAAUAUCUCCCGCUGAAGCGUAUUAAAUCUGACAGCAGCGAUAAGCCCUGGAUUACUCCGGAGAUAAAAAGAUUAAUAUCGAAACGCCAAGUGACCUGGCGCAGAGGAAACAAGCCUGUUUCGAUUCUAUAGGAACAAAAUUAACAAUUUGUGUAGGCGUGCUCGCUCAAAGUGUCAGUCGAAUCCACGGAAGUGGUGGUCCGCUGUCAAAAAUAUUGCUGGCCUUGCCCAAUCUAAAAACGUUUCCACACUUGUGUACAACGGACAGCCCUAUUCCGAUUCGGCUCUGACCAACCUGUUUAAUGACAAGUUUGUUGCCGUUGGGAAUUCCCUGCCUCCGCUUGCUUGGACGCCCCUGGAAGUCGGUGAUUUUCCUCCCGACUUUUACAUUUCAGUCUUUUCAGCUGCAGGUCCUGACGAAAUCACAUCUUGGUUCCUCCGUGAAAAUUCCUCGUUAUUAUGUCGCCCAUUAGCAUCCAUAUUUAAUGCCUCUUUUCAUGAUAGUUGUGUUCCAUCCCUGUGGAAAUCUGCAAAUGUCAUCCCCUGCCCUGGAAGUCGACUCUGAUUUUCGACCGAUAUCGCUCACGCCCAUAGUGAGUAAGAUUCUGGGAGUCAUUUCCAUAUAACGGGCUCUUGCAGUCAAUCCGCGACCAAAUUGAUAAACUCCAAUUUGGCUCAAUUAAAGGAUCCAACACCACCAUGGCGCUAAUACACCUGCUUCAUAAAUGGUACGAAGCGAUGGACACACCUGGAGCCUGCCUACGGAUAUGCAUGCUAGACUUUUCUAAAGCUUUUGACCGUAUCGAUUUCAACAUUCUGAUGCAGAAACUCAUUAACAUGCGCGUACAUCCUAUUCUAAUUAAUUGGAUUGCCAACUUCCUUACUGACAGAAGUCAGAGAACAAGAAUUGGCUCUAAUUUUUCGAGUUGGAGAACUACCAACGGAGGAGUCCCCCAAGGAACCAAACUGGACCCCCUUCUCUUCCUCAUCAUGGUGAACGACUUGAAUGUUUCUGACGAUACGGUGAAAUUUGUUGACGACACCAAUAUCUGGGAGAUUGUCUUGAAGGAUCAAGAAUCCAACUCGGUCCUACCGUCUCAAAUUACAGAAUCUACUAAAUGGGCUUCUGAGAAUAACAUGAAACUGAACCCUACAAAAACAAAAGAAGUUCGUGUCGAGUUUUCUCCUCUUGAUCCCGGGGCUCUUCCGCCAAUCACCAUCGACGGUUAUGAUAUAGUUGUGGUCCCGCAUGCUAAAUUACUUGGUGUCAUGAUCUCUAAAGAUCUUAAAUGGAUCGAGCACGUUGAUUAUAUCUGCUUGCAAGAAAGCUUCGAAGCGGUUGUAGCCUUUGUUUAGCUACAUUCUUACCUAGAACUAUCAAAAUUAACAACUUGUAAAUAAGGAGUGUUUGUAGACAUUUUUACUCAUAUGCAUGUAAACCAGUGUAAUUCAGUUUUUAACUGCAAAAUUGGUAUCUUUUAAUAAAUUGAAAUUGAAAUAUAACACAUUUGUUGUUAACAGGGGGCAAUUCUCGAACCAGCACUUUUGGCCUACAAUGAAUUGACGCAAAUAAUCUUUGGAAUAACGGGCAAAAUGUGCAAAAUAGACAAAACAACGUGAUUUGUGCGCUCUCGCAUAUAAAGAAAAUGCCUUUUUGAAGAUUUAGAUUAUUAUCAGUGGCCUAGAGAAGUCCAAUGGACCUGCCACAUUGGAAUAUAUUUGGAUAUAUUUGUGUGACUGUCAUUGACAGGAGAUGUCCUUGAGAUUGCUACACACAAUGCUACUCUUUUCAAAGAUAUUUAUAAGGUGUUACAGGGUUCGUACAAAAAUUGAAAUUGUUUUUGUUCAUGUCUUACAGCUAUUUGAAAUUCAUUAAAGUUGCCGUUUGAACAGUUUAACGUCACUUUUUACUGAAUUCUAUUAAACACCUUCGUUUCAACCCUUUCCUGACAGGCUGUAGCUACGAACCCUGGUGUUAGUACCGUCAGGUGAGAAUUUUCUUUGACGUUUCUUCUCCAAAUAAUGACUAGUAUGGCAUCGGUAUGAACAUUCCAUUUCUACGAGCAAAACAAACAAAAGAACUAGAAAAGUGCGAAAGCAAUUGAGAUUUAUGUAUGAGCCCCCCAAUAUGAGCACUAUAUAUUGCGUAUCUCCACAGUAUAAUAUAUUGCGUAUCUCCACAGUGUAAUAUAUUGUGUAUCUCCACAGUGGUUUCUACAUGAAAGAUCUUGGUUUUUUCCAUCUGACAUUUGUAUCUCUAUUUUCUCUAUAAAUGAGCCGGCCUAAAACAAUAUUGACAUUCCUUAAGUAUGAGGUAACGGUCAUUUCGUAUGCGUUCUAGUGGUCUCCGCAUAGAUGUGCCAAACACGUUUUACAGUUGGUUUUAGUUGCCCAUUUUUGAGUCCCCACCAGACCCCACCCACAUCAAUGCCAUCAAUAAUGAGAACAAAUACACUGUCACACGGCAAUUGCUUGAAGCCUUGAACUUCACUGGAAUUCACAAACCAUACACAAAGUUAAAUGCUUGAAUUAACAAAUAUAAAACAUUUUCCGUGUUGAUAUACAGUUAUAUCAACACGAGUGGAAAUUGGGAAAACGAGAAAUUGUGUGUUUCACACAAUUUCGAGUUUUCCCAACUUCCACGAGUGUUGAUAUAACUAUAUAUCAAUACGGAAAAAAUGUUUUAUAUUUGUUUUAUAAUAUAGCAAUGUCAAAAGCCCGAAGAAUAAGAAAAAUUUCCGUGUUACAAGCGGCGGAAAAUUUCCCGUGUUGACAUGGAGUUAUAUCAACACGGCUCUUAGCCAAUCAGCGUUCAGAAUUUACAAAUGCUAUAUUAUAAUAAACGUUAAUGAUUAGUAAGAAUGUAAGGAGUCGUUGGAACAGUUUGUAACACGUCUGCAUGUUGACAGUGAGUAACGACUUGUCCACACGUUUGAAUCAAGCACUGCAAACACAAUCUGAUAUUAGCUUGUUGAAAUGUAACACGUCUGUUACAGGCCAGCGUAACUUUUUUGACGUGUGUAAAAUGCUUUCAUCCAUACAAUUUCGUCGGGCAAAUUUGGAAAAUAUUUGAGUGUUUGAGCAGUCAAUAUGAAUAGUAAUUAAUGAUACUUUACAAACGAGGAUGAGAGUUGCGAACAUAGAAGUAAAGGCCAGAUUACACCACAGAACGAUACGAUAACUUGUAUACGCGCGUUGAUUGGUCAAAAAUUUAUCGUUAUUUUCCGACUGAAACUAAAAUUGCUCGGGUGAGCCGUGAGCGAUUUUAGAAUCGGUUAUCGUCAAACGAUAAUUUUAUCAUUUUCGUUGUAGUGUUGACACCAACAUAAUUUUUUUUGCCAAUCAUCGCGUGUUUACAAGUUAUCGUAUCGUUAUCGUUACCCCUUCAUGCUUAGUUCUUAUCGAUCAUUUUUUUAUUGGGAUUUGGCACCUUUAAUACCUAUAAACGGAUCACUUCAUUUAGCCAAUAAGAUUAUGAGCUUUUUUGCAUCGUGAUCUGAUUGGUUAAAAUGAAGGCAGACCAGAAAGUAGACGUAUGUUUUUAGUCCUAAGCCCCUCUGUGUCUAAAGUCCUUUGGUUAAAUCCCCCUGAAUAUAAGCCCCUCCGUGUCUAAAGUCCAUUGGCCCAUUUAGUGGCAGCUCUCUUCCCCUGACGAGUAAAAUUAUCUGGUGUUAGACAGAGUAAAUAAUAAAGUAGGGUGCAUCUGGGUGCAUUGCCACUUAAAGGGUUAUUAACAGAGCGACAGCGAUUCCAACAGCUCAGACAAGUGACAAUAAUUAGAUUACAGUAUUGUAAUGUAUAGAUUAUAAUUAAUAAUUAUACACUGUAUGUUUGUACAUAUUUCUUUUCAUUCAUGGUAUAGUUUACAGGUACAAUAACUAUAAUUAUUACUAAGUAACAUCAAAUGUUGUUCGGUAAGCCCCAUUAAGUCCUCCAUGUAUAAGCCCAUCAAUAUUUAUGGUAUAGUUGCAUGUUGGGUUUCACUAAAGCUGGGUGCACAUACUACGAUUUCAAUCAGCCAAUAGACACUUUGCUUGCUGACAAUGAAAACUACUUAUUUUCAAUGGAUUACAUUGUUUACCUCGAGUUCAAGAUAUUGUUUUGUGUCAGGAAAAUUCAAGAAGUGUGUAUUUAUGGUUUUGGUGUUGAAACAAAAUCCAGUCUGUAGUACGAUAUUUAAUAUGGACUUGGGUACCGUUAGUAGGUGGGACAUGGGGACCAUUAUUGGGUGGGACUUGGGGACUGUUAGUAGGUGGGAAUUGGGGACCAUUAGCAGGUGGGACUGGGACAAUUGGGGGAGAGUUAGUAGGUGGGACUUGGGGACAAUUAUUAGGUGGGACUUGAGGACUGUUAAUAUUUAGUAGGUAGAACUUGGUGGGACUUGGGGGAAAGAAAGUAGAAAGAACAGCUCCUAGACCAAUGUCAGAAGCGUUCUUUUGCAACACAAAUUCUUGGUCAAACUCAAAGUAACAUAAUAUUGGUGCGGAGCAAAGUAAUUGUCUAUUAAGUUGUUCAAAGGCCGCAGUACAUUCAUCAGUCCAAACAAAAUUAUUGCUGUACUCCUUUGAAGUGAGUUUCAUUAAAUGUUGUGCAACAGUAGCAUAAUUAAGUCUAGACAUGAUUUAUGAGUAUAUCUAUAUUAAUGAUAGCAUUCUGCAUUUAUUCUAUAAUGCAACUUUCACUCCCAUUUUACCGCCAGCUCACAUUGAGUCUCAUCAAUUUUGAGCUGGUUCAAAUUUUGAUGCAAUUAAGUUAAUUAGUGUGAAUGCAAGUAACUUCAAUCCACUCUCAUCAACUAUUUUCCUCGUUUGACUUGAAAAGCUUUCAUGCAAAAAAUCACUUGCCUGUUCUCUCACUUUAUAACCAAGGCUUCACAAGCUUGUUUAACAAACGUUCAAGUUUUGAAAUUACUGUCAGAUUCCACGUGUAUGAUAUUAUUAUUAUAAUUAUAAAACUCGUCUAUGUGUUUAACUUAAUACGGCACAUUCUAUGUUUUUUAUAUAUUUUAAAAGUUUACAAAGUGUCUCACUGACUCUUGAAGUUCUCUUAAAAUUUAAAUCCUCUGCAGAUUUCAAAGCAGUGUACGUCAUGAUACUACACAAACCACGUUCGUUUAGACUAAUAGUUUUCUUUAAUGUAUUUAUCUGCGGACUUCAAUGCAUCCUGAGUGUCAUGGUACCGUACCAACUGGCAAGCUCUUGCAAGAGUUGCCCAUUCAAAACCUUGAUGUUCAUCAGACAAUUUUAUUCUACAUUCCUGGUCAGUCAACUCUGCUAGCCAAUAUAUCACUUUCUUUAAAACGCCUUUCACUGGAUAUUCCAAAACAAUUUUAAAAUCCCUAAUAACAUUCAAGGAUUGGCUAGUUAUUCCUGCUUCCUCUUCCGUUUCUCUGAAAGCUGUUUCUUCGUCACUUUCUUCUCCCUCGACAUGUCCUUUUGGUGGCGUCCAAUGAUGACUACCAUAUGAUGUUUGAAGUAGAAGAUAUUCAACAGGAUUAUUUAAAAUACGACGAAAUAUUAUCAAACCCGAAGCUCUCCCUCCUGCACGUGCCGCCAUCUUGGAAACAAAUUGCCUGUAUUUUAGGGUGUCUGUUCGUACCUGCACAGCCUGUACAUAAAAUCGUUCAAAACAUCAGAAUUUUCAUGAAUUUGCAACGAGGAAAGGAAAAUAAAAAUACAAGUUAUAAAAGCAAAGAAAAGCGAAGAGUAUGUAUGGAAAUAAUAGUUCAAGAAAUUGUUUUAAUGCAAACCAACAAUCGUACUGGCCUCGUGGUACAAUUGAGCAGUCUGGUGUCAGUGGACGAGAUCGUGGUGAGCAAAAUGUAUUUCCAAACCAAAAGUCUCAUUUUAAUCCCAGGGAUCGUCCUUCAAAUUUCAACUCCCAGUCUACAUAUACACAGAGAGAUCUGCAACAAUAUGGAGGUGACUAUAAUUCACAUCAAACUGCAAUGAAAGUUGGUCAUCAACAUGAAAGAUUUAUUAACAAUGCAACAAUGGUUCCAACACAUAAUAUAAACUGGGUUAAUAGUUCAACCAAGUUCUCAUCUGAACAUCAUAAUUCAUUUUACCACAUGGGAAAUAACUCAGUAUAUAACACCCAAACUGGUAAUUAUGACGGAAAUACUUUGCUGCACGCUAUCAACCAGGGAAAUAACUCGAUAUAUAACUCUCACACUGGUAAUUAUGAAGGAAAUAUUAUAUCACAAGCUAUCAACCAAUCACAUGCAUUAUCACAUGGUGGUCAUUAUGGUCAGCCAUUCCAUCAAAAUAACAUACCAUGUUCAACUAUAGAACAUCAUGGUCAUAGAAAUUUUCAUGCCAACAAUGUUUCAAUACAUCCCAAUCAAGUGUCAUCACAAACUCAUGAUAGUCAGGAAGAUGCUGACAAAAUGUGGUUGAAGCAGUGGCUAGAACAACAUCAUGUACAAACUACAAAUGGUAGCAAACCCAGAAAAACUCUCAAGGUUAGUCAAGGUCUUACACUUACCCACAGAGUAAAAUACUAAAGUUUGGUUCAUAUUUGCAGCUUAAUAUGUCUCAAUCAUGAUUUUUUUCUGCGUUGGUGUUGUGUACUCAGGUGAAUAUGAUGUUUGUGGUGUUACUCUGAGUGCAUAUCCACAACGGGCGAGCUUGAAAAAUAUGCCCGGCCACGGUGGGAAUCGAACCUAUGACCUUUGGAAUACUAGCCCAAUGCUCUGCCAACUGAGCUACGCGGUCAGGACGGUUCGAGUAAGUGAUAUUUUGGAACAGAAUCUAGUUCCUUCGACACCAGUGUAAUCUUGUAAUCGGGCAUAAUUUUUGGGCAUAUUUUCAGGCAUAAUUUUUGGGCAUAUUUUCAGGCAUAUUUUUCAAGCUCGCCCGGUGUGGAUAUGCACUCAGAGUAACACCACAAACAUCAUGUCUCAAUCAGUUUCAAUAUUUCAUGGGUGCCCAUCCCCCCCCCCCCGGCAUUUGUCGGGCAUUUGUCAUUUUGGUGAAAAACCGUUGGAAAUGCCCCACCAUGGGGUCAAAAUAGUGCAACAAAAUCCCCACCCUUCGACAGACCUGGAAAUAGUGGUGGAUCCUGGGAACCACGUUCCUAGAAAAUUUUUUGAUUGCUAGAAAAGAUUUUCAAUUUUCAAUUGUAAUGUUUCUAAUUUGUGGUAAAUAAAAUUGACUUGACUUGAAAUUUUCUUUGGCAGAAAGUUUAAUUAAUUUGAAAUUUCUUUAAAAAAAUUAUCCAUAAAAAUCAACAAAAAGGUUAAAGGUCUAGGGUACAGUCCGUAUGUAAACAAAGCCUUUGUUUACAUUUCGGUUUUCAAAAUAUUGAACUUUAUUCGACAACUAUUUAUAUAUUAAUGCCUCUACAGUAUAAUAAAUUAUCAAGAUACAACAAUCAGGCUUUGCAAGAACAUAAAAUGAAAUAAAAACCUAAUUAAAAUUGCAAUAGGUUAAAUAUUUUUAUUCUUUUAGUAAUAAGGAGAUGUUGUUAACAGUGAAGCCUGUGAAGCACAGUUAAUGCUGUUAAACCAACUAAAUUUUAUGAUAGUUUUCAAAGAAAAUGUCCCCCCCUGGCUAGGAUUUCCUGGUCUGCCGUUCGACUUACAUUGAUGCAAAUGCCCCACCCUUGGGGACAAAAUAGAAGUUUCCUGAGGAUUUCUGAACCAAAAAAUCGAAUGCAGGCACUAUCUCAUCAAUAUAUUUGUAUUUAAAAUUGAUUCUGUAGUUAAUAACAAACUCCGUACUCUGUCCAUGGUUAUGGUAAAACAAGCGACAGAUAUUUGACUUUUUGGCCUGAAACAAAUUCCCCACCCCAGAGCUAACUUGCAGAAAGCAAAUGCCCGACCCUGGGAACAAGUACAGUUGACAAACCACGGUGGGCAUAAAAGACAGCGAAUUUGGCCAAGUACAUAUAACUUUUUCUCGUUAGUUUGGAAUAUCACGAAACUCCCUCACAGGAUAGAACUUAACAUUCCUAGAAAUCGUAUGUUUUUUGUUUUUCGAUUUUGUUACAUUUUGGCGGGAAAAUGACGUGCCAACUUUGGCGCCAAAAAAAUAAACACGAGCUAAGAACAUGCUAGUAACUUUUUCGAAAAGAUUGUCCUGUAAGGAUCUCAAAAUUGUAAAAACAUUAAAAAUACAACAAGGCAGUGCGAAGAUAUGGCGAUUCAAAGUUCGAAAAAAAUCUAUUUUUAGUAACAAAAUGGCUGAUUUUUCAAUAAAAAUAGAACUUUGAAUCGCCAUAUCUUCGCACUGCCUUGUUGUAUUUUUAAUGUUUUUACAGUUUUGAGAUCCUUAUAGGACAAUCUUUUGGAAAAAGUUACUAGCAUGUUCUUAGUUCGUGUUUAAUUUUUUGGCGCCAAAGUUGGCACGUCAUUUUCCCGCCAAAAUGUAACAAAAUCGAAAAACAAAAAACAUACGAUUUCUAGGAAUGUUAAGUUCUAUCCUGUGAGGGAGUUUCGUGAUAUUCCAAACUAACGAGAGAAAGUUAUAUGUACUUGGCCAAAUUCGCUGUCUUUUAUGCCCACCGUGAACAGUUGACAAUGCCCGACAAAUGCUUGGGGGAGGGAGGGAGUGGCACCCAUGGAAUUGAUUGAGACAUUACACUGUGAUAGGUUAAAUAUUUUUAUUCUUUUAUAAUAAGAAUAUGAGUAAUUGACUAGAAUGAGGGCCUGAUACAUCUCUGUCUGGCCACAUGUAGUAAAUACAAAAUCCAGCUUUUCACCUAAUUGGUCUAUCACACCAAAAGAUUUUAACCUUUCUUUUGAAUUAGUUAAACAAAAAAUUUAAUCUGCCUUUCAAAUUAGUUAAAAGGCCACUCGGGGCCUACGGCCCUCAUGACCUUUUAACUAAUUCUCGAGACUCUAUAUUGCAUAGAGCACAUGUGACCAUGCUCUAACCAUUACAUAGCAUUUGUGUUCCCUUUCAUAAUUAGCAUGCGUUCACAUUUAUAUGGCUUUAUUUUCAUUUGUAGGUGUUUGCUUUUAUUUGCUUUUGCUCUAGAUUGUGUUGACUUUCACUUGCUUAAUUCGCUUUAAAAUUUAGUUUUUGUUUUCAUUUGCCUUUGUUUUCAUCAGAAAUCAUUAUAAUUAUUUUAUAUUAUUUAAUUUAAUUUUAUUUAAUUUAAAAAAUAAAAUUAUGUCAAGGGGCCACAAAAUACGGUGUUUUUCAGAGGUCUCAGUACAUUUUUAAUAAAAAACUUUUUUGAAAAUAAUUUUGAAACAAAUGAUAGCGAUAUUGCGUUUAUUAAACGACGUUUCGAUGCUACAGCGUGCAUCAUUUUCAAGUUAUAGCACAGAAUAGAAAGUAAGACAAAGUAUUCUGGUAGACAAAGCAUUCCAUAACGAGUGGUUCGAUAAGACAUAUCAUCUACAGCUCGAAAGAUCGGAAUUAACCAACUUGUUGAACUUGGCCGUGAAGAACCAACUUUUCCAGUUAGAUGGUAAGCUGUACCGGCAGGUAGACGGCGUUGCGAUGGGAUCACCACUUGGCCCCUUGAUGGCGAACACCUUCAUGUGUUCGAUUGAACAGAAUCUCGUUGACAACAACCGUAUGCCCUCGUUUUCCCACCGUUUUAUAACAAACGUACUUGCAGGGAGGUGAGUCCGGGAUUGGACGCACCGAGGGUGGCUGUACUCGCUUUUUCGUGAGGGUGGCUGUACUCGCUUAUAUUCGUCGAUGUUUUGUGAACAUUUUCCCGGCCAAAAAAAUCACUGGGCAAGAAAAUACUUCUUUAUCUACGUCUACAUUACCUUUACUGCAUUUUUUCUUUGGUUUUUCUUUAGUCUCAGUAUGUUAGUCACCGAAAAAAGUUCUUUAAAGUUUAGGUUUAUCGCCUAAAUCUUGUCCGCCAUAUUUGUUAUUGUUAUUGCAACGUAAGCAGUUUAGCGGGUGAGUUCGGGCGAAAAGCAGGUGAGUUCGGCAAAAGCAGGUGAGCUCGACGACAAGCUCACCUGCUCUAAACCAAUCAGAAAGCCGCUUUUAACACAGGUAUGGGAUAAUGUUGAUGACACCAUUACCACCCAACGAAGUUUAGCAUCGUCAGGAGAUUUUCUUAAUACCCUCAACAACUGCCAUCCAUCCUUGAAUUUUACAAUGGAAUGUGAAGUUGACGGGAAGCUGCCUUUUCUUGGUAUGGAAGCGAUAAGAACGCAUGGCCAUAUCGAAACGAAAGUCUACGUUAAACCAACAAAUACCGGUGUCACAGGAGAUUCGCCCCUCCCAGGAGUUUCGCCCCCCCUCUCAAAAGGGGGGCGAUAUUCCUAGGAGAUUUGCCCCCCCGGGGCGAAUCUCCUAGGAAUAUCGCCCCCCCAGGGGGGGAAUCUCCUAGGAAUAUCGCCCCCCUUUAGGAAUUUUGCCCCCCCCAUAUAAAUUUUGAAUUUUUGAUCUAAAAACAAAACGAUUGCAAGUUGAAAAGAUUUAUUGUGUGAUUUAUUCAUUUAUUUAUUACAAGGAGACAAAAUUACAUACACAUUUUAGGCUUCUUAGCAGCUGGUAGUGUGCACACUGCACAGUCUGCCACUCAUUUGAGGUACUUAGACUAGUGUCAUAUUCUACACAUCUAAAGUGGAACCAUUGCCCACAGAGAUCGCAUAAAAUCAUGUUGUCGUAUUCUUCUGACAGUUUACAUUCACAUAACGUAUUAUAAAAACAAUCGCUUGCAAAUUUUAUCAAUACUAGUGUUAACAAUAGCCGCCACAGUAAUCACUUGCUAACAAUAAACUAUAGGAUUAACAAAAAAUCUAUGGAAUGUGUUGGGAAGCGUAUUGACUAUUGCCUGUUGAAUCUUCAACUUUCCAUGUCAGUGUUAGUGAUGUAAUCUUGAUUCUUGACUUCCGCAAAGAAAAUUGCAUUAUAUAUGUGGUGUGGUUUAUUCAAAUAAUUCCAUGAUACUUUGAUACAUGAUACCAUGAUUUUAUUAGUGCCUUAAACAUUUGAGAAUGUAACUCUGCAAAACUAAAAGCUUUUCUGUCUUUAGUCUUUCAGUUGAAACGUAUAUUAUUGGAGUAUUGCCUAUUGGCAAGUUCUACCCUUCGCUUCUGAGAUUUACAAACUAUAUUGAAAUAAUGCAAGUAAAAAAUAGUGACAACUUAUAAGCCACACAUUUUCCAAUAACGACAAAACGUGGAUGCAAAACAAUACCAAUAAUUACAAUAACCACCACGGUGAUUACUUUUUAACAAUGAGUUUAAGGAUUAACACUGAAAAUGCAAAAUAUGCAUGGUGUGCUGUGAAGCGUCAUAAGUCCUAAUGAUCUACUGUAACUGUGUAAGCCCUUUAGAUACAUGUAACUGUAAAUUUGUAUUCUUACAUGCAGGGCUUGAAAUAAUAAACGUUCCCAAAGUUCCCGAUCAUGGUGAUCGGCAGUCAUGACUUUCCCUGCUUUUUUCAGGUUGGAAACCGAAACCCUGCUUUUGCCGAUCAUAAGCAAUUAAUUCCUUGCCGAUCGGUGAUCGGUUGUUAUUUCAAGCUCUGUCUUAACAAUUUUGAAUUGAUAUUGAUUUCAAAUUAUUAAAGCCAUGUAAUAAUUAUCCCAUGCAACUGUUAGGAAGGGCUAAAUAUUGAACGGAGGACGAAAAUCACAAAGAAAAGGUGAAGUUCUAAAGGGGGCGAAUUUCCUAAAGGGGGCGAAAUUCCUAGGAUUUUCGCCCCCCUGGGGGGCGAUAUUCCUAGGAAUUUCGCCCCCCGGGGGCGAAAAUGUAGGGGGGGCGAAAAUCCUGGGACACCGGCCUCCUUCUCCACUACCAGAGCCAUGUCGAUCGUAGAUAUAAAAGAUCAUUGAUUAUUACCAUGCUAAACCGUGCAUUCCGUUUGUCGUCAUCCUGGAAACACUUUGUGGAAGAGUGUGAUCGUCUAAAGAGCGUUUUUGCCAAUCUACGAUAUCCUCUCAGAUUCGUUGACACAAUCAUCUCUGAGUUUGUAACCAAGAAAUACGCAGAAAUGAACAGCUCGAUUCCAACUGAGUAUGUGAAAAGAGAUGUGAUUUGCGUGGCCCUGCCGUUUAAAGAUCAGGAGUCGUCUGAUAUCGUGCGAAGACAACUCGCAGGCCUUGGUUCGGUGAUUGGUAGAACAUUAGAGCCAGUAUUUAAAAGUAGGAAGAUCAAAGACGAAGUUAAAGUUCACGAGAUAAAAGCACCAAUUGUAAAUCAACAACGCGUUGUAUACAGAAUAUAAAUGUGAUCUGUGCGAUGCAGAUUAUGUUGGCUAUACUAGUCGGCACUUACAUCAGCGCAUUGAUGAGCACAAGCGGUCGGUAAUCGGGAAGCAUACGAGAGAAGAUCACAAAGAGGAUGCGUCGAGAAUUGAAGGUUGCUUUUCAAUUCUUCGAAAAUGCCAAGGAAAGUAUGAGUAUCUUCUAUACGAAAUGUUGUAUAUUAAGGAACUAUCGCCGUCCUUGAACACUCAAUGGGACUCGAUUCGUUCAAAACUUUAUACUUAGUCCUAUAAUUAAUGGGCUUUAUGUUUGUUUUGUUUAGUAUGUUUGUUUGUUGUUUUUUGUGUACAUGUUUGAUACAUUUAUGAAAGACAGAAAUAUGUUUAAUCUGUUUUAUGUUUUUUAAUGUAAUUUAUUACGUAAUAUAAAUUUAAAUUUUGCAUGCUUACGCAAUAAUUUGCUAACGUGACACGAACGGUUUAAUUAAAAUCAACGCAAUAUUUAACAAUUAUUCGCCGAAGGCAAGGUGAUUAUCGGUGAAUAAAAACCGAGACGAAGUCGAGGUUUUUAUUCACGAUAAUCACCGAGCCUGAGGUGAAUAAUUGUUUUAGUAUAAUUUCAUAGGUGAUUAUUUGGAAAAAAUAAGAAAAUACACAUUUCUUCGUCAUUUAAUUGACAAAAAGGCUUCGGCCGCCAUUUUGAAAAUCGCUUAGGUGAUUAUCGCGUAAUAAUCACCUCAACGGCAACCAAUCAGCGUGGAGAAUUUUCAAUAAUCACCUAUGUAAUUAUACUAAAUGUAAUUACUAUUACUUGAAAAUGAUGCACGCUGUAGCAUCGAAACGUUGUUUAAUAAAUGUAAUAUCGCUGUCAUUUGUCUCAGUAAAUAGGUGUUUUAUUAUAUAGCAAGUGCCAAAGUCUCAAUAGUUUUCCUGGUAUUCCAAAACUGUAAUAAAACUUUUGAAAGAACUUUGCUUUGAAUUUGCUGUUUGACGUGAACGGCUCGUGCCUCAUUGUUGUCUGGUUGCCUCCUUGCCACAGCAUGCAGUGAACAUGACGUUUUGUGGACUGGCACGUGAUACGGUUUUGACCAAACAGCAAACAGGAAAAUUGAACUUUGACACUUGCUAUAAAAUAAAUAUAUUUGUUAUGUAGUUCGUGUCAAAGUUCAAUUUUUCUGUUUGCCGAUUGGUCAAAACCGUGUCACGUGCUGGUCCACAAAACGUCAUGUUCGGCAACCGGUCCGCAAUCAAACAUUUAUUGACCGGUCAAUAAUAAAAUGGGCGCAAUACGCAUGCGUGUCAACCAUGAAGUUCCAAAGUUCAUUUUUAAAACUUUUUUCUAAACAUUUACGGCGUUCCAUUUAUCCAGUUUUGGUUUCAAAUUAAGUUCACUCCAAUAACCGGUGAAUUAUUCAUACUUUGACACUUAUGUACUACAAAACACUUAUUUACUGAGACCUCGGGAAGGAAGUAUGUUUUGUGCCCCUCGACCGCCGUUGUUACCCUCGGCUUCGCCUCGGGCAACAACGGCGGUCUCGGGUCCACAAAAACACACUGUUUCCCUCGGUCUCAGUAAAUAAGUGAUAAUUAUCACACACUGUGCUUUUAUCAGGGCGAUAACAGGGUGACAUAAAAACGAUAUGUCACUGAUAUCGCUUUUGUCACUGAUAUCGCUUUUUGUCCCGCUACCUUACUAAUUUUGCAUUGGGGCAAUGAUUAAUAUUCUAAUAAAUUCUGAUCGUGAUAAAGGCACAAGUAUAUGAUAAACAGGUUAUCAUAAUCAGGACGUUUUUGCGCUCACUCAUGACAUUUAUCAUAUCGUCCCUCAAGCAAUAAAACUGAUAUUAGAUAGCUUAAGAUCUACGACGUCGAUGUCAGCUAGGACGUCAGGGUUAAGCAAAGGACUGGGACUAGGACGUCGUCCUAAAUAAGUAGAUAGGGACCUUAAGCAAACAGGACGGCAACGCAACGACGACGGCUAUUCACACAAUGAUAUUCUGAUCUCGUACAAAAGAAAUGAAUAAUUAAAAGCCCCACGGGAGUUACAGACGUUCUAUUAAGGCUUUUUACAACGGCAAACGAGAGAUUUUCACGUCUCGUGUACAACGCAAACAUGUCAAGACGCGACAAGUGAAACUACAAAUUUGCUCAGCAGAAGCGUUUUUAACCAUAAAGCCUUUGUUUUAAUCUCUUCAAACUGAACUCAAUUCGUAUAUACAGGCAGUGGAUAAUACACAACAACUCUUCUUCGCAAUAAUUUAUUUGAAGAAGUUUGUUUUGGCUGUCGUCGUCGCGUUGCUGUCGUACAUGCUUAAGGUCCCUGAUAUCUCAAUAUCUACGACGUCAAAUAUCUAGGGCGGCAAGCGGAAGUAAAUUGGUAAUAGUUCUUGAAUUGUCCAUGUGUCUCUCUCAAUUUGCUCGACGUCCACCAAACGUCGACAACCUCACAACAAAAGCAUAACAAACUGUAAAGGAUUCACACGUCUCUUUUAAAUUCAUUUUCAAAAGGAUGUAAAUGUUCAUAGUUUAAAUGUCGACGUCGUGAAUCUUAAGUGGAAGUUUAUUUAUUUAGGACGUCCUAGUCCCAGUCCUCUGCUUGGCCCUGACGUCCUAGCUGACGUCAACGUCGUAGAUCUUAAGCUAUCUAUUGCCUCGCCCCUCAUAUGAUAACCUAUAUGUACAUGCAAUAAUAAGUUGUUGUUUGCUAUAGCUUAACUUGCUCAAUCUUGUGGCAAUGAACAGGAAAUUUCUGUCGGCUCCAGACUGUGGCAGCUAAUUAACCAAAUGAUGGAUUAAUGAAUGAAUCCUUUUUAGUAUCCUUUGGGAACAUUAUUAAUUCUUAUUUAGUUCAUUUGUGACACAUUUGAAGAAAUAUAGAUCAGAUUUUACUGUUAAGAUUUUUCCGGAGGAUUGUGAGAUAAUUACAACGCCUACCUUCAGAAAGGUUGGAGGAUAGUCUCACUAGCAUGGCCAAAUAUAUGGUCACUAUCUUUUGAUAUGCCCAUGCAUAACUGAAACUGUCAACAUGCUCCAUUGUUCACUAACUGAGCUAUAUGGGGCUUUGGUGGCGUGAUCAUCAGAGCAAGCAUCUUUCACCUAUGAGAUGGUGCGUUUAAUUAUUUUGUUGCCCACUCAUAUGAAAAGAGUUGCGACUCUUUGUUCAUCAAUGCUCUGCCUAUUGAAUAGUCGUGGAUUUUCUCCAGGUCCAACCACAAGGAAAGUUGACUGGGUGGGUUAGGAUAAACAAAGUUAAGAAAGUAAUCACAAUUGUUGUAAAAGAUAAAAUACCGGUAGUCUAGGCUAAGUACACAGGAAAAAAACCCUAGCCUGUAACAAUGUUGAUGAAAACAGGCCUGAACAAUAUUUUGCUGCCCAUAUUGUUCCUGGUUGUUAACAAUAUUGUUCAGCAUUGCUUAGGUGAACAAUGCUGAACAAUAUUGUUAACAACCAAGAACAAUAUGGGCAGCAAAAUAUUGUUCAGGCCUGUUUUCAACAACAUUGUUACAGGCUAGGCGUUUUUUGCAGUGUACAGUAUGUAUGUAAUUAGAUAAGCAUAAUACUUGAUGUAAAGUGCAUUUGAUAAUAUCCACAUAGAAAUUUGCGCUAUGGAAAUGUAUAUGAGUUCUUGUGGCCAAUUGAAUUCCUUCCACACUGGUAAACGUUAACCAUUCACAUAAAAUAUACAAAAUGUGAUACCACUUUGCAACUAUGUACUAUAUUGCAGUAAUAUGGUAAGUUGCACUCACAAAAGUUGCCUGUACAAUUAUACCCAGUCAACUCAACCAAAGCUGAACAUUCUCAACUUCCCAGCAUGAGCAUUCAUGGUUUUGUUAAAAAAUGUUUACCAGUCCUGUUUAUUGAGCUAUAAUUAUAAUGUUUUGGACGUAUCGUGAUGUGUACUUGUAUUAACGUAACAUUUAAUGAUGUGUUCAUUUAUAUUGUUUGUAUAGAUUAGUGAAGCACAGAAUCUUUUUCAAAGCUAUUUAAGUCUUAAUAAUCAGUUAAAAGAACAUUUUGAUGAGCUGCAAAAGAACGUUGAGUCAGAACCUGAGAAAUGGAACAAUGUUCUGGCCAAAGCUGAAAAAACCAAGGUUAGUACAGGAGUAUUUCUCAUUUCAUUAAAAAAUAUGUCUGACCUUGCAAACUCCUUAGAUAUGCUAUUGUGUACAUAUAUUUCCUAAGAGAUCCCCAGUGCUGCUUAUACUGGACCCCUACGAAACUUAGUUAAGUCUAUAUUUUUACAUCCCUGCAUGUUAAUGUUUUUAUAUUCUGUUUUAUCAGGCACACAUAAAUGGCGAUUAUAGGAAGGCCAGAUAUCACUAACCACCGGUUUGUGAUUUUCCCAACUUUUCUAAAAAUGCUUGAAAAACUGCGAAACCACAGAUAUAUGCAUGGACGUGCAAAUUAUAAACAGAAACUUUAUAAAUACUCAAAUUUAAUCUGGGUUGCACCAAUCAAUGAGCAAUUUUAGAAAGCUUGAAAAAAUCAUGAGGGUAGUGAUUUUUCAACCUUUUUGAAAUUGUCCGUUGAUUGACAGUAGCGUAACCAACCCGACGAUUUAGUCCCGCUAUAUGCAAAUAUUUUCAUGUUCAUUGACUGUGAAAACAAUCAAUUUCUAAAGAAAUGAAUAAUGAUAAUAAUUUUGAAUUUGCAUAGCGGGACUAAAUUGUCGGGCUGGCUACGCCACUGUUGAUUGAUAUAACCCAGAUUAAAUUUUAGGGUCUAUAAAUUGAAGUCUCUUGUGAAGUCCAUAUAUCUUAUUGACAUAUAAUCCGGCCGAGUAUUUUACGAAUUUCGAACGUAGAAAAAUGCGAGAAACGAGUGACGCUCUCAGAUUUUUCGUGUUCUCAUGACCUUAUUUGGUAAAAUCACGUCAUUGUCAUACAAUAAAUAUCCGUAUUUUAAUACCGCUUCAAGCAUUUUUACAACGGUCGAAAAAAUAACUGUGGAUAGCGACCUUCGUACAACCUCCGCAGUUUAUUUGAUACUCUGUAUCAACUAUUAUCAAGUUCAACCUCAAAAUGUUCUUAAACACUGUGGUUUUAUUUCUGUGUAGGAGGAGAUCACGUCUGUUCAAAAAAUUUUGAACGACCCGCAUAUCAUGCAGGAUCUUCAGGAAAAAAUUCAUAAACGGAAACAGAAACGAGUAAGUACAUGAUAGGAUGAUAAAAUGGCGGCCAUGUUGGUGCCAAAUGCAAUGAAAGAUACUGAGAUUUUUUUAUGAAGUAUCACCAACAUACAUGCCGCCGUGACGUAACGUGCAAUAGACUCACUGUGCCGUGUGUGUCAAAGCAUGUAAAUACAUCACCUCCCUGUCCUUUCCCGUGUGGAAGAAGAGAAGAUGUCUGGCCAAAGAAAAUAUGAUUUAUUGUAAGCCAUAUAUCCUUGACAAGGUAUUUUAAUCCUGUAGUUAAUCCUGAUGUUUGAAUGUAAUCUAUACAUCCUGUAUGUAAUGUUUACAAAGUAUAGCAACAUAUUGUAUAGUGCCUAAAUACUAUGUUGGCAUCUAUCCAGGAAUGGACGAAAUUUUGAUGAACUAGUGGAAUUAAAUAACGCGAUACAGCUCCAUGCACCCAUCCCGCCUUAUAUAAAAGAUGCGUUUAUUUACCUACUUAAACUUCCGUUCUUGCGUGGAUGUCUUUGCGGCUGCAGAAAUUCGCCACUGCUGUAACCGUCACCCUGGUGUGGAACUAUAUUUAUUAAGUUGUAAAUUAUUUUAUGUUGAACUUGGCAGUUAUGGUUAAAAAAUCGCCGAAGACGACGUUAUUUGGAGAAACAGGAGGAUGAAGAGAGAAGGAAAGUUCUACAUGAAAAAAUUGAUCUUUGGCAGAAAGAAAUCAGAGAGAAAGAUCUCGCUGCUAGAAAGGUAGUAUUUAUAAAUAAAUUUUGUUUUUUGUAGUGUAUAACUUGACAGUACAAGGGAAGAUGAACACUACUUAAUAAACUGCUGUUGCAGUUCGAGACGAAGGGAUAUGGGGCAAGCAACCCACAAUAGCUUUUGCAGCAAAAUAAUAUUUGCAACCUGCCUUUGAUCACAUGUUGCACUUAAUUAAACUGAUAGGUUAAAUAAUCACUCAUAAUAGUAAAAAUGCAUUUGGAGCAUUCCAGGGGGGGGGGGGAGUAGAAACAGUGUACGUCGUUGAAUUUGUAAAAUAGGUAUAUUAUUUAUUUAUACGCGAACAGAGCUCUCAGCUCUGCGCAAUGGUGUUUGAUAUGUACAGUAUAGCAGUAGUCGUUCUUAGAAUAGUCUUGUACCUGGCAUGUUGGUGACACAGUGGUUUAUAGUGCUUUUCACCUCUGGGACUGGGUUUUGAUUCCUGUAUACUUUGCAGUUGUCUGAUUAUAAUUUCACCUCUAGCACAUGUGAGACGAGUUUUCCAGUUUGACUCUCCCAAACACCGCACUUUCCAACUUCAAUAACACUCGACCAAAACGAGAUGACUCCAUACUGACCUCAAGCAAUAACAGAAAUGAUAGACUUUAGUUUUAGGUUUAGAACGGCUGCACACCAGUAUUUGCAUGAUAUAAUGUCGUUUUAUAUGGAACUGUAAUGUUUUUCUACUUUAUUGCAUUAUUUUUCUCUUGUGUUUUCAGGCGGCAUCUUUAAAACAUGAAGCAGGUGGUGUGUUGGGGGAAGUAAGACGUAAACUGCAAGAUUGUCACAAAUUACAAGAAUUAACCAAAUCUCUUGUGAAGUUACGAGAACUUAGAAAAUCUGAGGGCGAGAAGAAAGGUCUGUCCAAAUAUAGAAAUAGGAAACAGUGUUAAAUAAAGAAACAACAAAGGAAAAGAUGGCAUUCUUUUCUGUGUCAAAUUGAAAAAACUGUCCUCGCUGAAUUGGAAUUUACCUUCUCACGGGGGCCCAUAUCCGCCAUUAGUAUGGUGCUGUCUUCCCACGCCAGAUAAUUUAAUAGCGAAUUUAAAAAAUGUGAAAAGCGACUUUUCAAAGUUGUAACUGUAAAUGUACCGUUAUACGCACAACUAUUUAUUGGGACCCCGUUAUUGGAGAUCUCUGUGGUCAGUGCCUGCCAUCGCGUACUUGUCAUUAUCUUACAAAUGUAUGUUUGUAUUGACUGGCGAAUCUUAUAGAUAAAAUUUCUGUGAUAAUAAGUUGCAUUUCACGGUACGUACACUCUCAGACUUGGGAGAGGCAGUACCACACAAUGGCGGAUACGCCCAGCGCGCGAGAAAUGCUAAUUGAAUCAAAUUAUCUAAAUUACAAAUUAUCUAUUACGAUAUUGGCAGCUUCGACAGUCUCUGUCCUUUGAUUAGCUGAACUCCACAAGAAGUGUAUAGAAAAGAAAAUCAACCAACAGAUAUAUACUUGAACUGACUUAACCUCGUAGCCAGGGGUGGAAAAAUAGGCGAGCUCGCGAGCACUGCUCGCAGGAAAUGUUAAACAGCUGCAGGAAAUUCGUUUGAAUGAAGAUUUGCUAUUGAAAAUUUGAAUGAAACCUUAACACCCAUGUCCCACUAUGGGCGCAACAACAUAUGGUUGACAGACAUUAUUCCUUGAAUUUAAAACCAUGGUCAUCUUGAACACCAUAUGUUUAUGCACAUGCAAGUCUGCAGGAAAUUUUUGUCUCCAGGUUAUAUGCUCCCAGGAAGAAAAUUCUUUUUUCCUGCCCUGCUCCUAGCUCAGUUGUUAUAGAGGCUAGCAAUUUAUUUCCGUAGAAUUAUGUAUUGGACCCCGUUAUUGGAGAGUGCCUCUGCGGUUAGUCCCUGCCUGUGUUGUAUAUAAAUUUUGUCUAGUCUAAUUUAUGUCUGUUAUGUUUGGCGAAUCUUGUAAAUAAAUAAAUAAGUCAAAUAGGGGGAUGCAUGUUCUAUUCCCACCGACAUCAAAUGAUUUUUCAGCGCGCCCGAUGUAGAAUAGCCUGUGUGCAUGCAGACUAUUAUGAUUACAGCAUAAUACAGUCUGUACGCAAGCUAGAACUACUCGGAAUAGCAUCAUCUAAUAUAAAUUCAGAAAUUGAUUUAGGAUGAAUAGAACCUAUGCAGAGAACCUAUGAUCUGUACCAACGUUAUUAAAUUAAUAAUAUUUCAUGAUCUAGGUGUUUAUCCCAAGACAUCAUCGAGUGAAGAUGACAAUUUCACGACAAGAUGUGAAUAUGUUGACAAGAUGGUUGAUGGAAGGAUUAAGACUUACGAAGAAGAAGAGAAAGCUUUGGGAGUGAUCAUCAUGGAAGAGGAGGGAGAACGAGAGAAAAAAGAAAAACAACAAAGACUGGAAGAAAAGGCGCUGCUUAACUUAAGUAAAGGUAACGUUCUAGGUUUUAUGAUUGAGCUUAGUAAAGGUUUAUAGAUUGUAUAUUUAACUAUUGUAUAUUUAACUUAACUUACAUAUAUGUUGGGUUUUAUAUUUAAAAUGAGAAAAUACUGGAACAUAAAAAGUCAAAACAUUUAGACAAUUAAAGAGAAUUUUGACGUUUUAGAUGUUUCGGAUCUACUUAGACAUACUGGAUGCAAUGUAAUAAAUAACUUUAUGAAUACGAUAAAAGUAUUAAUUCUAAACAUGUGUUGGCAUAUUAUAAUUACAGUUGUUUUAAGUCUAGUGCUAUUAAAUAAUUAUGUUUUGUUAUAGGCUUUCUGUGGCUCAUUCUUUAUAAGGAAAUAUAUAUUUUUAAAAAUCAUUGAGUACAUCACAUUUUAUACUUUUCAGAAGCUGAUCCUCUCGCAGAGUUUCGUCGUUAUUAUAACCAAGCAGAUGAAAGUAUUCAAUAUCUCAUUCAAAUUAGGUAAGCAAAAUUUAGUUAUAUUUAAUAAAUAUCUAAUGCAGACAAUAUAUUUUUUAUUCCUCUAAAGUUUUAUGAAAGCUUGUUCUGCCCCAUGCAGUAUUUGCGUCAUUGCAAGCUAACUACAGUAGUCCAGGAGAUCAACCUCGUUUCCAAGGCUUUACGUGCCAUUAUAACAUCGCGAAGCUUUCUUUUCCUUUUAUUCUGCGCAGAGGCUUUAACCACCGGGUGAGAGAAACACACGCAGAAGAAAAGGGAGUGUUUACUUUCUGUAAAAUUCUACAGGCUCUACAUGCAUGCAGUUUAGAAACGGCUACUUAUAUAACAUGAGUUCUAUUUUAGGAGAGAAUGGGACAUAUUCAUCACAUAAUUGUAGCUGUUCCUUAUUUCGUUAUAACCAGUCAUUAAAACAUUGUUUCAUGAAAAACAUGAUUUAUCUUCCAUCGCCCCUGACAUAAUUGUAUAGAUCUAUAUUAACCAGUCAUUAAAACAUGAUUUUAAAAACAUGAUUAUCUUCCAGGAGAGAAUGGGAUAUCUACCUCACUCCUGACGUGACUUUGGGCAGCAGAGUCCCGGAUGAAGACAUCACCGCUGGCCCUCCCACAAGCAGUUUGUGGGCGUCUGUUCUAGAGGUAUAAACACCAAUAUAACAAUUUAAUAUAUUUUAACUCGGUUUGUUUCGUUUUCUCGAACAACUAUGUUUUACAGAGUCAGAAUGACAAACUGAGUGUUCUUUCUGAUUUCAGGCUGGCGAUGAACAGAGCAAGAAUUUAAAAUAA
Messenger RNA from Paramuricea clavata, 22351 nucleotides. The record is from the annotation of a GenBank genome assembly. NCBI's taxonomy places the organism in Eukaryota, Metazoa, Cnidaria, Anthozoa, Malacalcyonacea, Plexauridae.